This is a messenger RNA of Galendromus occidentalis (western predatory mite), 1699 nucleotides long. Its product is annotated as cortactin binding protein N-terminal like nausicaa. Lineage: Eukaryota; Metazoa; Arthropoda; Arachnida; Mesostigmata; Phytoseiidae. The transcript is spliced from 7 exons. The record is from RefSeq and is a predicted model, not a curated record. Bases 155 to 1636 code for a protein of 493 amino acids.
GCAAGAAAAGAGACAGCUGAGGGGUAAGAGUUCCUCUAAGUGAACUGUGCGCUGUGAGCGGCGCUCAGCGCUCAAGCAACAGCAACUGGAGUUCAGCAGUGCUUCACGUUCAGGGGGGAAGCCUUGACGAUAAGGUCCACGCCGAAUCUGCACGAUGAGUUCGGCGCAGCCUGUCAGUGCGGAUCAAUCCGCAACGACAGCGACCUCCACCACUACGCCUACCCCCGCAACAACCAAUGCAACGACGAGCACCACAUCGAGCGGAUCGCCGAUUCCGCUGUUAUUGCGGAUUCCACCUUCGAAAAUAGACUAUGACCGAGUAACGAACGGAUGGAACCUCGAGAGACCUGAUCUCCUCAGGCUCGUCGGAGUUCUCGAAGGUGAACUACAAGCUCGUGAUAUUGUUAUUGCUGUUUUGAAGAGUGAGCAUGUAAAGCAUAUGAUAUACCCCGCCUGCUCCCAAAUGGUACCGCCGGGGUCCCGGAAUCCGAUCACGAGUUUGUGGCAAGAUGUCAUCGGUGCCUAUGAUAGCUACGAGGAACGAAUGGAUGUGCGCUCCCUCCGCAAUAUACAACAGGUCCACGCUAAACUAGCACAAAAAAUUAUCUCAAAGAACAACGAACUAUUAUCUAAGAUAAAGGAGCGAUGUUGUCAGUCGUGUGAAUGCGGUUCGAUGCAGAACAAAGUUUCCCUGGGAACUCAACUCUCCAAAGAGGCCAAGGAAGAAGCAGACCGAGUGCUCGAAAAAGAAACGAAAGCGAGUCUUGUUUUGGAACAGGAGCGCGACCGGCAGAAGCAGAUUGUGUUGCUGUUGCUAAAUGAACGUCAGCGACUACUCCAGAAACUCGAUACCGCCCGAACCAAUUGUCAGAGUUUACUACAAGCGCUCCGUAAAGAGAAAUUGAGAAACAGUGAGAUGGUCGACGGCUUGGAAGAGGAGAGCAAACGUAGUCUCUACAUGGAGGAGCAAAUGGAUGCUGUGAGCAAACAAUACAGCGCUCAUUUCCAGCAGUGCUCGGUCGAGGUGGAUUCUCUUCGUGAUAAGAUUGUUCGACAACAAGCUGAAAUCGACCGGCUCCGGGUGGAGAUCGAGAAACUCUCGAUGUCGUCGGGUGCCGUCCGGAGUCAAGUGGUCAGCAGUCAAUCGCCCGCUCCGCCGAAGAUCAUUCCAGUCUUGUCUACCGCUCAGUUGGCUCAGAGGAACAUCGCCGAAGCUCCUCAGCUCAAUAAAACAGCUCCAAGUCGACCGAGCGACAGGCCCGUGCCUCCACCAGUACCCCCUAACAAACCGGUCAUCCUCCGGAAGCCGGCGCACCUCACUGCGAAUUCGGGCUCUACGACCACAGCUCCCUCACCUUCUCCUCCUGCCACCACGGCCAUUGCUCCAAGUGGCACAACAGCUGCCAAUAGCACCACCGACUCGGCGACCGCGGCUCCGAUCGUCCCGACAUCCGUUGCUCAAGCGUCGCACCCAGCGCAGGAUCCUCUCGACACUGAAAUCAAAAACUUCCAGAGCGUCUUCGUCGCUAUGAUGGGAAACCCGACGCCGUCGUCCCCACAACAAACGCAAGACGUCAGUGUUGCCGAAAGCCCGGGGUCCGCCGGAACGGGUCGGAGUUCAAUUAGGAGGCAAUAGUAGGAACCGAACGGAAUAAUUUCGCCGAAUCUCAUUUUCGGGAGACCGAUCAGCGAGCCCUGA